Messenger RNA from Mauremys mutica (yellowpond turtle), 2676 nucleotides. RefSeq names its product G protein-coupled receptor 61 (gene GPR61). NCBI's taxonomy places the organism in Eukaryota, Metazoa, Chordata, Testudines, Geoemydidae. Gene Ontology annotation, biological process: G protein-coupled receptor signaling pathway. The coding region runs from base 1076 to 2425 and encodes 449 amino acids. Gene Ontology annotation, cellular component: plasma membrane; signaling receptor complex; endosome. The transcript has 5 exons. Gene Ontology annotation, molecular function: G protein-coupled receptor activity. The record is from RefSeq and is a predicted model, not a curated record.
UUGAUGAUCUCCUAGCUGCCGGCUGCCUCUCACCCUUCACUGCAGUGGCUCUGUGCAUCAUCUCCAGUGGAGGAGCAUCAGCUGAGAGGUCCCCAGUACUCUGGCAAGCUGCACAGGGAAAGGUAUCUGGAGUGUCUCGGUCGAUGGGAGAAACGCACAGAGCCAAGUCCAGUCUCCUGACUGAAACCUCAAGGAGCUGGGGCGGAACCGGAGCUGGGCACCUGAGCUCUGGCCACCAGGGACUCCAGGAUCCAUUUUAAUGGAGGGGCGAGGACCUGAGCUGGGCGGAGGCAGCCCUUCAGAGGGUCAUGCUGGAAGCCAGUUCAGCAGCAGGGGCGAAGGAAUGAGCAGGGCCAGGCUGGAUUCCUCUCUGCUCACCUAGCCUGGCUCUCUUCCCUUCUGCCCCUGACCAGGGCCUACUGGCAGGAUGCUGGGGCUCGCUGCGCAGGUGGAAAGCACAGGGUCAAUCCUAUGGUGCAAGCCAGGCAGUGCGUUGCUGUUUCCCCAUUUAGGGAUGCUUGACUGAUCAGCAGAUUCCUGAGCUGGUGCCCUCCUCCCCAGGUGCUGCUUUCAGCAGAUCCAUUAACCACUACUUCACCUGUGGGAGAGCUUUCCAUCCGAGCAAUUCCGUGUUUAGGAAUCAAAAUUUAGGGUGCUAAGCUUUGCUGGGGAAAAGCGAGCAGCAAGAUGAGAUCCCAAGAGGGCUGAAAACAGGUGGGAGACCCUUAGCCAGCGCACAGCCCCAUCUGCAAUCCCAUGGCCUUUCUGGACCAGCGGGCAUCCCUGACCCAAGCACAAUCCAGCAGGACAGAGACAAGGGUGCGAAAUUCAGUGCAGCUGAGCAGCAGGAUGGCCAGUGUAACCCAGCGGCAUCGGGAAGUGUAAAUGCCCUUGGAGCAUGGACAUGUCCUUUGGGACUUGGCAGCUGGUGAAGGAGACAGCCAGAAUGUGAGUCUGUGGACUGGGAUUGCUCCCUCUCCGCUGGCUAAUUCUCUCUGAUUACUCUAGGGGACCCAGAAUAGGAUGGAUGAUGGACCUGUGAGGGGAGGUGCCGUGGGCGUCGACACCAGUCUCCAUGGAGCCUUCACUCCCUACACAGUGGGCGUGGAAUUCCUCCAGGCCGGGAAGACUGCUCCAUACGUCCCAGAGCACCAUGCAUCCCAAUUCCACCCUGGACACCAAGACCAGGGACGUGGCCUCAGAAUCCAUUGGGCUCUUCUUCAUGCUCUUGAUUGACCUGACGGCCAUCGUGGGCAAUGUGGCUGUGAUGACCGUCAUCAUCAAGACACCAGCACUGAGGAAGUUUGUCUUUGUUUUCCACCUCUGUCUGGUGGACCUCUUGGCAGCCCUGACCCUCAUGCCUUUGGCCAUACUGUCAAGCUCCGCCUUCUUCAACAGCACCAUCUUCGGCGAGGCCAUGUGCCGUGUCUACCUCUUCCUGAGCGUCUGCUUCAUCAGCAUGUGCAUCCUCUCCAUCUCGGCCAUUAACGUGGAGCGCUACUACUAUGUGGUGCACCCCAUGCGCUAUGAGGUCAAGAUGACCGUUGGCCUGGUGGUCUGUGUCCUGGUGGGGGUGUGGAUCAAGGCGGUGGUCAUGUCUGUCAUCCCUGUCCUGGGCUGGCUCUCCCUGGAUCGUUUCAGUGCCUCCCCAGCCUACAGCGGCCGGAGCUGCUCACUGCAGUGGAGCCAGAGCUCCUACUGCAAGUUCUUCGUGGUUUUCUUUGCCAUCUUCUACUUCCUCCUGCCCGUCCUGAUCAUCCUAGUGGUCUACUGUAGCAUGUUCAAGGUGGCCAGGGUGGCUGCCAUGCACCAUGGCCCACUCCCCACCUGGAUGGAUACGCCGCGGCAGCGAUCAGAAUCCCUCAGUAGCAGGUCCACCAUGGUGACCAACUCGGGUGCCCCUCGGACUACCCCUCAGAGGACGUUUGGGGGUGGGAAGGCUGCUAUCAUUCUCCUAGCAGUUGGAGGGCAGUUCCUCUUCUGCUGGAUGCCCUAUUUCUCCUUCCAUCUCUAUUCGGCGCUGAGCUCUCAGUCCUUCCCUGGCCGGCAGGUGGAGAGUGUAGUCACCUGGAUUGGCUACUUUUGCUUCACUUCCAACCCUUUCUUCUAUGGGUGCCUCAACCGGCAGAUCCGUGGGGAGCUCAGCAGGCACCUCACCUGCUUCUUCAAGCAGCCGCCAGAAGAGGACCUCCGGCUGCCCAGCCGCGAAGGGUCCAUUGAGGAGAACUUCUUGCAGUUCCUGCAGGGGACUGGCUGCAACACAGAGAGCAGGAAUGUUCUUGCCCACCCCUCUCCCAAAAGGGAGCCGCCCGGCAUCGAUUUCCGAAUCCCCGGGCAGAUUGCGGAGGAGACCUCGGAGUUCCUUGACCAGCACAUCACAGUCUCUGACAGCUACAUCCGGGCCGUGCCCAAGCCCGAGCCGUAGCAGACCUUUGCACUUGACAACCUAGUCUUUCUGAUGUGUGGAAUAAUGUGGAACCCAGCUGUUGACAGGGCAUGAUUUCCUAAUAAACACAACCGUGGCAACUGACGUGUCCUCCCUCCACCUGAGCGCCCACGCUGACAAGCAGCUGGUUCUGGUGGCUGAGUCAUUUUGGCUGGCUAAGAUCAAUAUCGUAGCAUUUCUAUGAUUUGUCCUUUUUCCACUAAGAGCAGAAACAGCCUCCUUGUGUUAAA